Messenger RNA from Rhipicephalus sanguineus (brown dog tick), 1510 nucleotides. RefSeq names its product E3 SUMO-protein ligase ZBED1-like. Gene Ontology annotation, cellular component: nucleus. Gene Ontology annotation, biological process: regulation of transcription by RNA polymerase II. The record is from RefSeq and is a predicted model, not a curated record. The coding region runs from base 302 to 844 and encodes 180 amino acids. The transcript is spliced from 4 exons. NCBI's taxonomy places the organism in Eukaryota, Metazoa, Arthropoda, Arachnida, Ixodida, Ixodidae.
AAGUUUUUGCAUAAUGCCGUUGAUGUCGAAGGCGAAUGCUAGCUUUGUCUGGAAACAUUUUGGGCACCUGACGUAUCUCAACGGGGGAAAACAGAAGAAAGUUGGAACCGACUAUUAUUGUGAAAGCUGCUUGACGAAGUCAUCAAAUGAGGACGACUCAAAGCCAUUCGAAUCCUGCAAGAUAAAACGCUACGCGUCAACAGUGAGCACGUCGAACAUGCAGGGACACUUGGUGGACGUGCACAAACUGCGAGAUGACAGUAAGGUUGCAUCCACGGCGACAGUAAAAGAUUACUUCUAGAUGGUUCCUAUAGGCGUAACACGACCGUCGUCAAGAAAGACCUUGCUCGCCAAAGACCUGGUCAUUUUGAUCGCCAGAGACCUGCUGCCUUUUAACUUGGUCAACGGCGAAGGAUUACAGGACUUCUUCAUGAAGUAUGGAGUGAUAAAGGAGCUCCAACAGCUUCCUGACCGAACCACCUUGUCGAGGUCAGCGCUGGAUGAUGUGUACCGGGCCAUGCACGGGCAGGUGAAGAAGACCGUGGCUCAGGGGCCGAGGUUCUGUGCCGUCACGUACGACCUGUGGACCGACAGCUACAGGCGGCGAGCCUACAUCACAUUCACUUGUCACCAUGUUGACGAGAACUUCGAGCUCGUAUCGUUGACUCUGAGCACGAGACACAUGACCGAGAGACACACAGGCGCUGCAAUCAUGAACGAGUUUCAAAGGUGCAUAGAAGAAUUCGGCAUGGAGGAAAAGCAAGUGUGUGCAGUUACUGACGCCGGUUCUAACAUGAGGCGCGCAGCGAGUCUCGCGCGCACAGAACACCACUUGUGUGUAUAGGGCAUGGUCUACACAAUUCGGUCAUCAAGGACGGAUUCGGAAGUGUCCCAGAACUACACACUUUGUUACUCAACUGCCGUGAAAUUGUGAAGACUGUACAUUACCGGGCCACCGAACUUGAAGAGAUUGCGGACUCGGAACAGAAUGCGGCAAUACAAUCCAUGGUGAGCACAGCGGAAACGCUCGAACAUGAUGAAAAUGAUUCUGUAUUUGACGAAGGCUGUCAAAACAGUGACCACGCAUGUAUACAAUGCCGCUCCAGUAGCACGGGUAGAAGCAGUCACCAUUAAACUAGACACACCUACGAGGUGGCAUAGCAUAUUAGCCAUGUUUGAAAGCCUCCUCGCCGAUAAGGCUGCGCUGAGGAGGUUGCUGGUUGCAACUAGCCGACCGUCAUUGAACCACGCCGACCAAGCCUGCAACAGACGGAACUUCCGUGUUUUCUUUUUCUUUUUUCCCCUCUCCCCCAGUGAUGUGUUUAUCUCCUCCAGGCCUCCUCUCUACUCUAACCUCGCGGUUGCGGUGUCCUCGCCUGAGAGACAGUUACUGAGUCACUUAAUUACCCCCACUCUUCACCUAUUUUCCCAACUCAAGAAUCUCUCUCUUCGGCUAGGGCACCCGUUCCCUGGUAUUGAAGACUGGUGUCUUGCUGAAUAAAUUGUGAAA